AUGGGAUUGCAGGCUCAGGAAAGGGCCGCAGCUUAUGCUCAGACAGCUAAGGCCGCCCCGAUAGCUGGUAAUGAAAGAAAUCAGGCCAAUCCAGGGCAGGCCCAACCAGCAGGGGUUAGACUGAUGCCCCAUCUAGUGGAGCAAUUUAUGAAAUUGAAGCCGCCUAAGUUUACGGGAAAAGGUGACCCCGAGGCUGCACCGAAGUGGGUAGAGGAACUGGAAAAGGCGUUUGAGGUGUUGGGGUGCACCGAGCAGGAGAAAGUGACCCUAGCCGUUUAUCAGUUGCAGGACAAUGCGAGUGAUUGGUGGAAGGCCACCAAGGGAAGAGUAUUUCCGGAAGGUGUCGCUCAGACUUGGGCCGUGUUUAUUGAAAAUUUUUAUGGGAAAUACUUCUCGGAUAGUGCCAGGGAAAGAAAGAUAGCAGAAUUUGUGCGACUCCGCCAGGGUCAGAUGACUGUCGAUCAGUAUGAGGCGGAAUUCGCUAGAUUGUCUAAGUUUGCGCCGAGGAUGGUGGAACAUCCCGAAGAUAAGGCGCGAAAAUUUCGAGAAGGAUUGAGGCCUGACAUUCGUACCCUGUUGAUACCUUCCAACCUGAGAACCUAUGAGGACAUCUAUGAUAGAGCUUAG
This is a messenger RNA of Syzygium oleosum, 627 nucleotides long. RefSeq lists its product as uncharacterized. The transcript has a single exon. The record is from RefSeq and is a predicted model, not a curated record. Lineage: Eukaryota; Viridiplantae; Streptophyta; Magnoliopsida; Myrtales; Myrtaceae. The coding region runs from base 1 to 627 and encodes 208 amino acids.